Aureobasidium melanogenum CBS 110374 is the source of this 1071-nucleotide messenger RNA. RefSeq lists its product as uncharacterized. The record is from RefSeq and is a predicted model, not a curated record. Bases 1 to 1071 code for a protein of 356 amino acids. Lineage: Eukaryota; Fungi; Ascomycota; Dothideomycetes; Dothideales; Saccotheciaceae. The transcript has 2 exons.
AUGGAUAAAGGAUUGCAUCCGCGCGUGGAUAUAACACCAUCAUUCCCUUUCGAGCUGCACUACAUCAAAGCAUUAUACCUAAAUCAUCAAUACAAAGAGUGUGCGCGCAAAUGCGAUGAUUUACUUGACCACCAUCAGGAUGAACCUGCACAUGUUAUCUUCCUCAGCCUCUAUGCUGCAUUGUCUCACGAAGGUCUUGCCAGAAUAAUGCACAUCUACUCUGUAUGUAGACUCCCCAAAAUCUCUGCAGCAGAAGCAGCCUACAACAAAGCACUGGAAGCAUGCUUGCAAGCAAAAGAUCGUCUCGAGGAGAGCUCGAGACUGUCCCUACCCGGUCUUGCUCUGAACGAUCCCGUUUCUAAGCUCGAAAGCACUCAUGCGCGCAAAAGAACCGACAAGCCAUCUCUUGCUCAUCUCGGCCCAGAACUGGAUCAGUCUCACACCAAAUCUAAUAAGCGCGCCGAGCGUAUCAACUUCAGCUGGCCACGCACUUUCACUCCCCUAUCCUGCGCAACAGUCAAGGCGAUCCAGUACAGCGUAUGUCAAGACAUGAUGACGCCCCUUGACGACCUCUUCACAGUCUCCCCAUCCGAGUCAUCAAGUGGUGCAACAUCUGCUCAGGAUACACCGAUCAGGACCGAGAACCUCAGCGCAAACAACAGCAACGAUUCGUUCGAUUCACCUCAUCCUCCGUCUCCGACGCCCUCCUGCAAAUCUGGCCAGCCUUCUGCUUCGCGUGCUCAAGCUGCUUACCUGAACCACCUCACUGCUCUCCAUGCUCAAAUCAGCACCCAUCUUCAGCAGCUGCUCGACUUGAAGCAUACCACCACUAUGGGACAAGAAGAGCGUAUCCGCCGUCAGAGCGGAUCUACUUCUUCCACCAGUGACACAAAAGCCAACACCAGACUGCCCCAAUCCCGCAGUUUCUGGAGCUUCAAAGACCCAGAGACAGAGAAUCAGGAGAAGCAGACUCGGAUUAAAGAAGGCAGAGCCAGAGGUUGGAAGUCGGAGAGAUUCGUGCCAAAGAAAUACGAGGAGCUGGCUGAGAACGCACUUGCCGAGUUGGAGUAA